This is a messenger RNA of Eriocheir sinensis (Chinese mitten crab), 7781 nucleotides long. RefSeq names its product transmembrane protein 11, mitochondrial-like (gene Pmi). Gene Ontology annotation, cellular component: mitochondrial inner membrane. The coding region runs from base 134 to 655 and encodes 173 amino acids. Gene Ontology annotation, biological process: inner mitochondrial membrane organization. NCBI's taxonomy places the organism in Eukaryota, Metazoa, Arthropoda, Malacostraca, Decapoda, Varunidae. The record is from RefSeq and is a predicted model, not a curated record. The transcript is spliced from 4 exons.
ACGUGAAUGUAAGAAAACACUCCUGAAAACCCGAUUAUUCUCCUUUUUGGCCUUUGAAGAUAAGUUUUUCUCGCCUCCACGGUGUCUAAGGGGAACAGCGGCCCCCCAACAGCUGAUCGUCACAACAAUAACAAUGUCAGACACCGAGCACAGGGAGCUGUGUUCGAAGAUCGCCAUCAUCCGAGAGGUUUACGACAGUGACUCAGCCCAUGAGACCUUUGAACUUGAGCUAGAGAGAGCCCUGGAGAGCGGGGUGCCCACCAUUGUCAUCGAACCAACCACCCUGGGCGACGAGACAGCCAGAUGGAUCGCUGUCGGAAACUGUCUCCAUAAAACGGCUGUCCUCGCAGGGUUUGGCGCAAUAGCUUCAGGUCUGAUCUGGCGUGACACUGCCUAUGUGUGUAUGCCUCUGGGCACCUUGUCUCUGUUCUGCACCGGUGUCUACACUGCAUCAUGGCAGUUUGACCCGUGCUGCAAGUACCAGGUUGAGUACGAUUCUGGCCGCUUGUCCCGCCUGCCCCUCCAGUCCCUGUCCUCCGCCUCCCCUGUCGUCCUGGUGAGAAGGGAUGACUCCAAAAGAAAAUUAUUACAUAGCUGUAUAUCUUUAGUUUCCUUUUCUUACUGUAUGUGGAGAUUUUAUCAAGUGUAUAAAUAGACCUGUUGAUUCAGUAUUGUUUAUGUAUUGUUAUAACAGUCCGACAGCAACUAAGCAGACUGCAAGAAUAAUGUGAACCUAUGUAAAUUCCUCACUAGCAUAAGAGGUGUGCUUUGCCUGAAGAAAGUGCAAGAUAUACGGUGUCGUUACUAUUCUUUCAUUUUAAUUGUAGGAGACGUCUUGAUAUGUGAGACCAGCUGACUAUGGAGCUUCCCUAGUCCUUGCUCGAGUCCAUUAAGAUGUAUCAGUACUGUGCUUAAGGGUGUAAGAGGCAGUCAGGACACAGAUGGGAGGCAUGGGCAUAGAGGAGAGGGCCAGGAUGUGUGUGUACAGAUGUGGUGUUGCAGAUUCCAUAAUUGGUGAUGUGUGUGUGAAACGUGAUGAACCAACACUCCCGUCUCAGCGCAGAACAAAGACAUGCUCGUGGUGUAAAGGAAUUCAGGGUGUGGAAGAUACCAGACGCUGCAUUUGAGUUUGGUUUUAUCCGGGAUAUUAUGACAGAAAGUACACAUUUUUCUCAAGUGUGUAUCAGUUGUUUUAAAUAUGUAUGCAGUUUUAUUAACCAAUAUUUAUUUCACAGUAAAAACAAAAAAAUAAUAAUGUCAGGGAACUUCAAAUGUCUAAGUAAGGUACUUGGCAAUAAUAUCUGCCUUCCAAAGUUUGCAUUCGUCAGUGGUUCCCAACCCUCUUGUGGGGACGCAAAGGGUUUUCUUGAGGUCGCCAAAGCAUCAAAUUAUUAAAAUAUAAAGAUAUACUUGUUGAAUAGCCAAAUUUGAGGUAUUGCCAGUUUAUGUCACUACUAAAAACAAGCAUUUGCUGAAUUAUGUGGCAUAUAAAAUAUAUAUCUGGUGUACGUGUGUGUGUGAUAUGUCAUUAGCAGGGUCAUGGUCAUGCCUGGACGAGGAUGACUAGGGUUGCAAGAAAAUGUUGGGAGCCAGUGGUACAGAUAGCAAUGUCAUUUGCCUCAAGCACUGAAUGAGACAGUAUUGGCGAGACAGAGCAGGGACGUUCCAGGGAGAGCAUGAGAUGUGAGGGGCGGCAGUGUGUACCCGGUGAUGCAUGACAGUUUUGUAGCUCAAGAGAGGGCCUAAGAAGCAGCAGGACACAGAAGGGGUGAGGGGUCAAUAGGACACUAGUUACCGAUGAAAGGACACGAGGGAGUGACAGUACCGGCCCUUCAGGAGGUGGUGCCGUUGUGGCCUGCGGGGGGGCGGGGCAGUCCAUGAUGGCACGGACACAUAGCACAAUAUUUAAGGAUAACGAAGACCUCUGUUAAUAAUGACAAAUUCCAUGUUAAAUUACUUCCCAUGAGCAGUACAAUGGACCAAUUUUUUUUGUAUGUAGUGAUAUUUAUAAAGGUGUGACGAGAAGCCUGUUGUGACGAGAAGCCUGUUGGGUGGAGCAGAAGUAGGAAACUCAUCAAUGUAUUUGAUUAGUUUAGUCACAUCUUGAGUUUGAACAUGUAUAUAUUUUUAUUUUAUAAUUAUUAAAUAUUAAUCAUUUAGUUUACUAUCAUUAUACUUUUGGUGGAAUGCAUAAACUGAAGCUUUGACUUUUAAGCACAUAGAUGAUAAUAAGGGCUUGCCAGCAUUGUAUUAAGAAAAAGGUAAGAGUGGAUGAGUAUUGGAGAAUGUUGGUAGGGUGUUGGAUAUAGAUAGAUAGAUAGAUAAAGAUGUGAGUAAUGUUCUGGAAAAUAGCAAAGUCCUGCAGGUUGUGGCUUACAUAACUAGUUGCAGCAAUUGAAAGGAGGCCGAUGAAAAAAAAGCAACCUAUGUCUUAUAACACCUUUAUUUUCUUACCAAUAGUCAUGACUGAAGACAACGCAGAUUUGCAUAAAAUAUUUACAAUAAAUUUUCUACUAGAAAUAUACCUCAAACUUUGUGACUUUCAUAUUGACAAGAAAACAUAGCAACAGUUUUUAUAUAUAUACAAAUGUACAAAACACACCAACCUUCCAAAACAGAAGACAUAUGCACCACAGGUCAGCCCAGGAACAUCAGCAAUGCAAGUCAUGCCACUCGAGUAGAGCUUGUCAGGCCUCUACCCUCAUCAGGACAACUCGGGGUGUUGCAUUAUACAGUGUAAGGGUGCUGGUGAUGAUUCUUUCUUGCUUCAAAACAAAUCAAAUACAUCAAAAAUUUGGUCUUGUACAGUUUUAAAUGAUGCCCACUCACCUUUGUCAAUAUUUAAGAUUUAACACUGAAUUUGCAGCGAAACUCAGUAGUUGACUUACACGAUAUUUUCACAUAAGUACACAGUUCUUCCAUCUAACAAGAAUUUUAUACAUGAAUACAGUAGUUGAUAUAUGGCUAUGAAAUUAUACUUAAGUGUUGAACUAAUGAAAGAGAAAUAGAAAGAAAAAUGGCUUUACAUAAAGAAAAAAGUAUUUCCAUGAGACUGUUACAACCAUUUCACUGACUAUUCUUCACUAAAUGACUAGUUAUGACUAAGCAAGUUGCCCACCUGCUUGCAAGAUUUAGUGAGCUCCUGACUCUUUGAUUACAGGACGUCUAUGUGAGGAAGAGGAAACAAAACAAGACCAGGCUAUCACUUAAGUCCAUAUUCUUAAACGUACCAGGUUCCCAUCUCGGCUAUUUCCCAAGGCCGCAGAGAAGAUUAACCGGGUUUUCACGGGUGACUUUUGCGUUCAUGGUGGCGUGUACAACUAUCACUGGGAUCACCAAACAAUCAAUGAAAACCCCAGCAACUUCUAAGAGAGGCUUUUCAAACAGGUGAACUGAGGUGCCGAUACGUUAAAGAAAACAAGCUUUAGUCCAAACGUUCGCCCUCCACCGCAAUCGCUACCGGAGGACGACAAGGAAGAGGAGGAGGAUUACGCGGAAUUUCCUUAACAACCAACCAUGGCGUAACCUCUAUAACUAAUACAAAACGUUACAAUUGUCAUGUACAACCCACCUAACACAUUGUAACCACUAAUUAGGUCCCAGUCGGAUAGGUCUAGCUUUGCCUUGUAUGAUGGUGAAAAAGCUGGCAUGAAAUAUGAAGUACAAUGUAUAAUAGAGGUCGUUGAAUUAUAACUUUUUUCCAGCCUGUGAAUGGAUGAACACGCAACACUAAGCCUUCUUUAAUACCAUAACAAAAUAUUCUCAGGCACACUAAUCCUCAAGAUGGUGGAUGAGAAAAAUGAUAGGCCUAUGACAUUCACGUCUUUACCAAUAACUGCAUAUGAAUAUUUUACGGUUUAUUUUAGUUUUGAGUACUUAGUUUGUUUGUGUUCAAGGCGGUCAGAAAAUACUAUAAAACAAGACCUUUCUUUACGUUCUGUUGCAUCUUCCUGAAAUUCACAUUAGUACUUGUAAUACGGAAAUUAUUAACUCUAUUCGAACACUGGUAAUGACAUGUAAAUUAACUCUACUACCUUGGGGGGCAGAAGAGCAAUAUAUUACAACUCAAGAGACACUGUAUUUCAGCUAUUUCUUCUUCAUCAACUAUUUCCUGGUAAUGGGGUGUAGCUGUUCAUGAUCUCAUUGACCAAACAAUCAAAACACUUUCAGCAAGUUUCAUCUGUCAGCCGUCCCGGAGUGCGCUGGAGUGGACAAGGAUGAGGUCUGGGUCAUGUUCUGUAGACAGGUCAUGGAGGUAAGCAGGAUACUUCUGUCGGCGCUAAGCUAUAACAUGUUCACCACCUUGUUGAGUGGGCAUCUGAGCCAACACGGUUUUGUACGUAUGUGUUCAUUAUGACCUUAAAAGUAUCUUCAGAGCAGAUGAAAAGACCAUGUUUACAUAUUAUGAUAAAGAUUUUCAUUCAUAUAUAAACAAUGGAUUACAUACAUUUCCAUGUGAUGAGUAUGAGCAUUCCACAUUUUCCUUAAAUAUAAUUCUUCCAUCAUCUUUUAGGACUCUCCCGGGACUUAUACACACAUGGUAAUGAUGGAUGAAGGUGCUGCUGAGUGACCCGGCCACAGCGUGUUCUGCCUUCCUCAAGGACCACACCGGAGGGUAAGAACCAUUACCAUAAAAAAAACUUGAGCACAUACAUGUAUUUGAAGUACAAAAUACACACAAGCCAUUCUGUAAAAUAACUCUUCCCUAAAAUAUGACUCAAAUAACUGCACAUUGAUAAAGAAGUUUUUUUUAAUUGUUGCAGUUAUAUAUAUAUAUAUAUAUAUAUAUAUAUAUAUAUAUAUAUAUAUAUAUAUAUAUAUAUAUAUAUAUAUAUAUAUAUAUAUAUAUAUAUAUAUAUAUAUAUAUAUAUAUAUAUAGACUGCAAGUGAUUAAUAACAACCAUAAUUUGAGUUGCAUAAAUGGGAGACACCCAAUUCUUUAUGAAGCAUUUCCUCGGCUCCAGAAAGACAUAAAAAAUAGUAAUUAUCAUUACUUCUAAUAACAAGUGUAUUCUGCUUCCUCACCGAGCCAGGUUUCACCUGCGGGUCAGCCUCAGACAACGGGUGACACGACCAAGAACACAGACUUGUAGGCGCACAACUGUACAACUUUUACACACACCAGAAAAGAAGAAAUCCUAAUUUUAUAAAGUCUUCUGUCAGUUUCACUGAACUGUUAACAGAGCUGCAUGAAGUGUUUUAAAGGUCUACAUUAUUCAAUUGUCCAUAUUUUGUAUUAACACGAAAAUAUCAGUAACCCUAGAGUAAGGCAAAGACAUGUGCUAACUUUAUUUACUGUAGAGAUCAGCUGCCGUGCUGCACCUGCCUGCUGCUGCUGCUGCUGCGUCACACACAUGAAUGUGCUGCAUACAUGUGUGUGUGUGUGUGUGUGUGUGUGUGUGAUAUAUAUAUAUAUAUAUAUAUAUAUAUAUAUAUAUAUAUAUAUAUAUAUAUAUAUAUAUAUAUAUAUAUAUAUAAAGCAUGAGUGCAUAAUUUGUGGUCUUUUGCGCCAAUUUCCAUUACCAUGAAGGCCGUAUAAAUCAGGUCAGUGAUGAACUGUGCUGCAGAGAAUGAACACUACUCCAAUAGAGGGAAAACUUUUCAAUGGAUUACAAAGUCAUAUAAUCAUACUCUAACUUAUCAAGCAGUGUGUGUGUGUGUUAUAUAGUUUGUAAGGAGGUUCUGUAUCAAUGACACUGCUCAACCUCAUGAUGCAUCCUUCCCACAUGACAUGGGAGAGCACACUGUUUCAAUGUCAUACAGGGGUGAAAGUAAGCCGGUACGCAGUGGUACGCCGUACCGGUAAGAGAUAUACAGCCGUCUACAGCCAGUACGCAGGGGUACGCUUCUGAAGACAACUUUCACCCCUGGCUACCUACCAGGCGAUAGGAUUUGUUUGUAAACAUGAAACGCUCGUAUUACAAAGUAUCUCAUUAUAUUUGGUGAAUUUCUAGCGGAUUUGGAUACCCAAUCUUGCACAUUUUUGUCUGUCAGAGUUGACAGCACUGCCUGAGUGGCUCACGUUCUCAGUUUCUCACGGGUUCUGGACGAGACGAGUGGCGGCCAGUGUCGCGUGCACAGGGUACGCUGUACCAGGAAGAGAUAUACAGCCGUCUACAGCCGGUACGCAGGGGUACGCUUUUGAAGACACAGUAGCUGCAAGAAUCUAAUUUUACUUUCACCCCUGAUGUCAUACACAAGUAUGAUUAUUAAAUAAAAAUUUAUAAUUUUGUUACUUUAAAGGUACAUUUUCCUACUAGAAAUGUUUGCUUUAAGAAGCAGAGAUAUUUAAAGGGAGUCCUUUUUCUCUAUAUCAAGCCAAACUUAACAAGGCUUGUGUGCUUCAACCUAAGUAACCCAGCGCCGGCCAUGUUUUCAACAAGUUACACUUCUCACCUCACACGACUCAUACUAAAAUAGUACAUGGAAUACAUGUGAUAUCUCUCUUAUCACAAUCAUCAGGCUACCUAGACUAAUAUACUGUAUAUAUAUAUUUUUUGAAAAUGUUACAGCACUUUAGUAUUCAGAAUUAUCAACUCAAUGUAUACACCCAAAUGCUUCAAAUUUAGUCUGGCAAAUUAUCGCUAUAAAUGAAAUGCAAUUUCUAUUAAACUACAAGUGAAGAUAUGCUGCUUUUAUGAAUUAACUUUCCUCAAUGAACCGAGAUUAAAAAUUAAGUUACGUGCCUCUGCUGCCACGACACACAGCACUUAUCUACAAAGGAGUCAGGUGUUUGAUAUUUGGGAAGUCAUGGGCAGCAGCCACUUGGAGGCAGGCACCUUACAUACAGCCAAAUGCAUGUGGCAAUUUUCCCUUCAUGAUUGGUAACCUUCUUCCCGUGCUUUUCAUAUCGGCACAAUUGCUAUAGUUUAGGGACACUUACGGUCUCUUACGGACCCUUUGAUAUGUAAUAUAUAUUGACAGAAGUCAAAACCAGAGAAUAUCAAUGGUGAAAAUUGUCUUGAUUGGACCCCACAUUCAAGCAGCAUUCAGGAAAACUCAGGGUGUGUACACAACAAAAACUUGAGAGGGCAGAAUGUUAUCUUUCAUUUUAAUAAAACCUAGGAUUACUUAUAUCCACAUUGUACGACUUCUAGCGCCUAUCCUUACGACUUAAUAUCUUUUAGGGGAAAGGUAAGAUUCCUGAUCCAGUAAGUCUCCACACCAACAGGCAAUGAUUGCCGGAAGUGGUCACCGGUGGACACGCGGCCAACUCACAAAGAAGUUUUACUCACAUGAUACACACUGUUGAGAAACGGCAAGAUUCUCCAGCGGCACAGUAAGGUGGAGCUACCCGGCUUAUUUCAGAGGUUGCUGCCCACUGAAGUUGGUGAAAGCUGCACGUGCGAAACACUCGUUAAUUAUUUUGUCAAGUCGAUACUUCUCAUAAAACCUCUUUAUAAGCAGUCCGAUCACCAUUUUCACUCUAUUGUAGCUAAAGAAAUCAUUGCAAAGACAAGUAAAGAUAAUUAGCACUUAGCAUAAGAGUCAGAGCUGUAACAGCAAUCAAAAAAUUAUCUCAGUUCCUUCACAGAUCCAUACUGGAUUUGGAAACCAAUGGCCAAAUAAUUGAGUGAGCCAGAAAGACUGGCCUUUCAGAUCCUCCACAGCCUCCUUGCUUCUUUAUGUGCUGCGUGAGUGUGCGAGAGAAUAUACGUAUAUCAUGGCCAUGCAGACCAGUGGAGCUGAUGAGUUCCACAGCCUUGGAUCAUCUCUCAGUCCAUGACAUGCUUAGGUCAUGUUUCUUCCUCCUUCCUCGACUCAGGAAUUCAGUCUCUUAA